UAGUGACACAAUCACAAAGUGAAAUCAGUUUAAAUUUUUGUAGUCUUAGUCGUAGUAGUAGUAGUAGUAGUAGUAGUAGUAGUAGUAGUAGUAGUAGUAGUAGUAGCGGUAGUAGUAGUAGUAGUAGUAGUAGUAGUAGUAGUAGUAGUAGUAGUGUAGUGAAUGAGAACACAG
Messenger RNA from Schistosoma turkestanicum, 174 nucleotides. NCBI's taxonomy places the organism in Eukaryota, Metazoa, Platyhelminthes, Trematoda, Strigeidida, Schistosomatidae. The record is from the annotation of a GenBank genome assembly.